UUAAUCUCUCUCCCCCUCUCUCUCUCUCUCUCUCUCUCUUCUUUCCUUCUCUCUAAGUUUAGCUCUGUGUUUGGUGGUUUCAUUCAUAGUACAUACUAUACAGUAUACAUAUGUAGCUAUAUAUAUGUGUGUGUGUAUAUCAUCUUUUUCCUAUAGAAGUAGUAGUGGUAAAAAUAAAACAAAAAACCCUUUGUUUGGAUCUCUAUUUCUUGAAUAUAAUUAUUGGAUCUUUUUCUGAUAUAUAGAAGAAAGAGAUCUAAGGUGUUAAGAUUUGGCCUUGUUUGUGAACAUGGCAAAUCCAUGGUGGGCAGGCCAAGUAGGUUUAACGGGGAUUGAGACGUCAUCAUCGGCCGGCGGGUCGUCAGCGCUGAAGAAGCCAGAUCUGGGGAUAUCCAUGAACGACGGCGGGAGGGAUGAGGAAGACGAGAGGGAGAACAGCGACGAGCCGAGGGAGGGUGCAAUUGAAGUGGCGACGACGCGGCGGCCGAGGGGGCGGCCGCCGGGGUCGAAGAACAAGCCGAAGCCGCCUAUUUUCGUGACGAGGGACAGCCCUAACGCGCUGCGGAGCCACGUCAUGGAGGUGGCCAACGGCGCCGACGUGGCGGAGAGCAUAGCCCAGUUCGCCCGCCGCCGCCAGAGAGGCGUGUGCGUGCUGAGCGCCAGCGGCACCGUCACCAACGUAACCCUAAGGCAGCCCUCCGCCCCCGGGGCACUCAUGGCGUUGCACGGCCGCUUCGAGAUUCUCUCCUUGACCGGCGCGUUCCUCCCGGGCCCCGCGCCUCCGGGCUCCACCGGCCUCACCAUCUACCUGGCCGGAGGGCAAGGCGGAGUCGUGGGAGGAAGCGUGGUCGGGUCUCUCGUCGCCUCCGGCCCGGUCAUGGUCAUAGCAUCCACGUUUUCAAACGCAACAUAUGAAAGACUACCCCUGGAGGCUGAGGAGGAGGAAGCUGGUGGCGGGGCCGGUCAAGGUCAGCUCGGUGGCGGUGGAUCACCACCGGGUAUGGGAGGAGCACAAGGCGGCGCGGGCGGUGGAGGUGUGGGGGAUCCAUCCAUGGGAGUGUAUAAUUUGCCUCCAAAUAUGUUGCCAAAUGGUGGACAGUUGAACCAUGAUGCAUUUGCUUGGGCACAUGGCCGGCCUCCAUACUAGUGCUAAGAGGUUAGCUUAUUAUAAUAAUCACAAUAAAUAAUAAUAUUAAUAAUAAAUUAAUAAAUCAAUAAAUAAUAACUCAAAGGGAGUGAGAAAUAGAGAGAAGUGCAGCUUAGUUUUAAUUUCUUCACAUGAUAUGUUUGUAUGUGAUAAUUGAAAAAAGAAAAAAAGAAAAAAAGAGAGGGGAUGAAGAUAGGAAUUACUGUAAGCUUUUUAUUAUAUUAUGAUUAUGAUGUCUAUAAUUUAUCUUGGAUUUGGAUCCGACCUUAUAUAAUUCUCGAUCAGUUAGCACCUUUUUCUACCUCA
Ipomoea nil (Japanese morning glory) is the source of this 1453-nucleotide messenger RNA. RefSeq names its product AT-hook motif nuclear-localized protein 19-like. NCBI's taxonomy places the organism in Eukaryota, Viridiplantae, Streptophyta, Magnoliopsida, Solanales, Convolvulaceae. Gene Ontology annotation, cellular component: nucleus. Gene Ontology annotation, molecular function: DNA-binding transcription factor activity; minor groove of adenine-thymine-rich DNA binding. The transcript has a single exon. The record is from RefSeq and is a predicted model, not a curated record. The coding region runs from base 290 to 1147 and encodes 285 amino acids.